Didymodactylos carnosus is the source of this 795-nucleotide messenger RNA. NCBI's taxonomy places the organism in Eukaryota, Metazoa, Rotifera, Eurotatoria, Philodinida, Philodinidae. The record is from the annotation of a GenBank genome assembly.
AUGGAUAUUGGCAUCAUGAUCGAAAAAGAUUUAAAUUCGGCUGAAAAUAAAUAUAGAUCCGAAUUAGAAAACAUAAUUAAAUCUAAACAAAUUGCUCAUGAUAAUGACCAAGAAUCGAUUAUAGUUCAAUCAAAAAAUGAAUUAGCACAAUUGAUCAAAGAUAAGAGGAGUGAAAUUGAAUUGAUUAAUGAAGAAAAGUAUUCCAGUAUGUAUUUUGAAUACAUGAUUGAUCUGUAUAAAACUAUAUUGUCGCAUGAAUCAAACAGUAACCAAGAUAAGACACAGGAUCCAUUGAUGGCUGAAAAGCAUAUGGAACUAGUCAACAUCAACAACGAAAUUGGUUUAAUUGAACAAACAAAUAUGAAACUACAAGAACGUAUAAGAGAACUUGAGUCUUUGACUCAACAACAUGAUAUAAGGAAAUUUGCUGGUGAAUUGGCACAACAAUUAAAUGAAUUAAAAUCAGAACAUGAGCGUGUACUUACAAUUCAUACGCAAUUGGAGAGUGAAAUAAAACAGUAUCAUACACAUUUAGAAGGUUCAAAUGGUUUGAAAGAAAUACUAUUACGCGUGGAUGGAACAUUAAAUAGUCACAAUAAGAAUUACGACUAUUUAAAAGACAGUUUAUUACGUUCUGGUUUUUCAGCUCAGGUGAUUGAAUCUGGUGAUCUAAAGACUAUUGUUCAACGUAUGGGAUAUGGGAGACCAGAUUAUAGUUUUGAUUCUGGAUAUGGAGGAGCUCAAAUAGAAAUUGGUUUAUAUCAAACAGGUGACGGUCUUGAUAAUACACUAUAA